This is a messenger RNA of Talpa occidentalis (Iberian mole), 399 nucleotides long. RefSeq names its product agouti related neuropeptide (gene AGRP). The transcript has 3 exons. Gene Ontology annotation, molecular function: type 1 melanocortin receptor binding; neuropeptide hormone activity. Gene Ontology annotation, biological process: neuropeptide signaling pathway; positive regulation of feeding behavior; adult feeding behavior. The coding region runs from base 1 to 399 and encodes 132 amino acids. The record is from RefSeq and is a predicted model, not a curated record. Gene Ontology annotation, cellular component: extracellular region. Lineage: Eukaryota; Metazoa; Chordata; Mammalia; Eulipotyphla; Talpidae.
AUGCUGCUCACAGUUCUGCUGAGCUGUGUCUUGCUGCUGGCACUGCCCACCAUGCAGGGGGCCCAGAUGGGCAUGGCCCCCCUGGACGGCAUCAGAAGAGCAGACCAGGUUCUGCUGCCAGAGCUGCCAGGCCUGGGCCUGCGCCCCACGCUGAAAAGGACAAGCGCUGAACUGGCAGAAGAGGCUCUGCUGCAGGAGGCCAAGGCCUUGGCAGAGGUGCUGGACCCGCAGGGCCGCGAACCGCGCACCCCGCGCCGCUGCGUGCGGCUGCACGAGUCCUGCCUGGGCCACCAGGUGCCCUGCUGCGACCCGUGCGCCACGUGCUACUGCCGCUUCUUCAACGCCUUCUGCUACUGCCGCAGGCUGGGCACCGCCGCCAACCCCUGCGGCCGCACCUAG